Messenger RNA from Culicoides brevitarsis, 2277 nucleotides. RefSeq names its product WAS/WASL-interacting protein family member 2 (gene Vrp1). NCBI's taxonomy places the organism in Eukaryota, Metazoa, Arthropoda, Insecta, Diptera, Ceratopogonidae. The record is from RefSeq and is a predicted model, not a curated record. Gene Ontology annotation, cellular component: actin filament. Gene Ontology annotation, biological process: actin filament polymerization. The coding region runs from base 269 to 1849 and encodes 526 amino acids. Gene Ontology annotation, molecular function: actin binding. The transcript is spliced from 9 exons.
UUUUUGCAGUAACUACCCGUACGUUUUGUAAAAUGAAGAAUAUAUAAAUGAUUAUGUGAACAUAAAAUAUUUGAUACAAAGAUUUGUCAAAACAGUAUUUCUUAAUAAUACAUUUUUUACGUCAAUCGUUUUAGUACAAUAGUUAAUUACCACUUCAAAUAUUUUUGGAUAUAAAACUGAAUACAGCGAAGCUAUUCAUUGGAAAAGAAGAACAAAAAAAGGAAAUCGUAAAAAUAAAAAAAUAAAAAUCUCUAAGUGAAUUAUUCAAAUGGCUGUUCCUCCACCCCCACCUCCAGGUCCUCCACCUCCGCCAGUUAUAGGCAAUUUUAAUUUAGGCGGAGGAUCAAAUGCAGGACAGGCCAGAAACAUGUUAUUAGCAGACAUAACGAAAGGGAAAAAGUUAAAAAAGACUAUAACAGUAGAUAAAAGUGCACCAAUAAUUUCUGGUAAGGUAACUUCUAAUAAUACCUCAACUUCGCAUGCAAAUUUAGGUAGUCAAACGUUAAAUAGUAGUAGUAAUAGUAUAAGCAUGAAUGGCCCAAAGUUAGGUGGUAUUUUUGGUGAUAUGGCAACUAUGCCACGAUUGAAACCAGUUGGAAGCAGAUCUGCAGGAGUAAAACAAAACCCGCAUGUUGAUAAUCCAACACAACAAUCAAACACAUUAUCAAGGCAACCAUUAGCAACCAAUGGGUCGACAGGGAUGGACUUUGGAUCUGAGUUAGCCAACAAAUUAAAAUCCAGAAAUAAACCUGUAACUGAAAAAAAUUUGCAAUUAAACCGAGGUCCUCCUCCACAACCACCAAAAGAAACUGAUCAAAACAUCGAAAACAAAAACAAUUUGCCUGUUAUUGGCCCAAAAAAAAGCGCUUCCGCAUCUUCAUCUCCAGUCUCUAUGAAUGAGAAAGCUUCACCACAGCUUGUGAUACCCAGUAGUACAGGAAUGGCUAUUUUACCAAACAAAUCUACGCUUUUUUCUUCAACGCCUACAACAGAGUCAUCUCAAGCACCGUCUUUUAACAUAAACAGCAAUAUCAUGAGCAAUACCUCUGUCCCAUCGCAAAACAAUGUAAAACCAAUAGUAAAUCAUGGAAAACCAAAUUUAGCUCCAAAGCCACCGAAUAUGGUUCCUCCUACGGGAAACGGAUCCCGUGGAUCUGUAGCUAGGCACCAAAGUAUGAGGUCCCCAAGGUCUCCACCUAUUAUCGGUGUAGACGGUCCAGUAUUUACAACUAGUGCUAGUAAAUUUGGAACUGUUCGUAUCAAGGGCAUGUCACAAGAACAAAUUAAUCAACCAUUUAAUAUGUAUCCAAGUCGACCUAUAGAGCCACCACCUAAACCACCUAGUAUGAAGACACCGCCUUCUAUGCCAAUCAAAAGUGUAUCAAAUAGUAAUUUGUCAAAUUUGCCACUUUCAUUAAGUUUGGGCACCGAUUCAUCUAACUUGAAAAAACGAAACAAUGCGGCCAUAACAAAUGCACAAAGUGAAACACAUUUAGCAACAUUGAAUCAAAACAAUAGCUGUUCUCCAAACCAUCAAGCGCGUGUUGACGAGCCGCCUCCCUUGCCUCCACAUAGAAAUCCGCCGGCAAUUCCCAAGCAGUUACAUAGUUUGAAGACAGUUGCACCACCUCCAACACAACCUCCACCUCCUCCUACAAGAACUACUUCGACUAUGAAUCGACAACCUCAGAUAAAUCAAACAUCUUCAAUUAAUCGUAUUAUCAGUGACUUGGAAACAAAGUUUGCUGGACGGUUUCAUACUGUGAAUGAGUUUCCUGCGCCACCUCCGUUUCAAAACAAUCACAAAACUUAUCCAAGUCAUAAUAAACAGGCAAUAAAAGGUGAGUAAAGAGCUUUUAUUUGAGGUUUAUUUGACUUGCAAGAUUUUUUUUUGUCUUGGCUUUCAUUCUUAUUCUAUAAGUCAUUUAAUUACUUGUAGUUUAUUAUAUUUAUUUUCUGAAAAAUCAGUAUGAAUUAGCUCUAUAAAUUAGGUGUAAGUAAAUAAUGAAUGUUAGUUUUAUUUCAUGAUUAAAUAGCAUGUCAAUUUUGGUCUUUUUAGUUUCUUUAAUAAUUACCAUUGUUUAACAUUUAAAUUUAUACUUUCUAUUAUUGGUUUUACUCUUUUCGUGAACCAAACAAUUGAAAUAAAAUAUUUAUUACGUAAAAUUUAGCAGAAAAUCGCAAAAAGCGUGCGCCAAGUCCACCCACAUGUAGAGCACACAGCGGAUUUUUGCAACUUAGUAGUAAAAUGUUUACAAGUGAUUCGUCAAACUGUUA